Molecule: messenger RNA, 2006 nt
Organism: Cuscuta europaea
Lineage: Eukaryota; Viridiplantae; Streptophyta; Magnoliopsida; Solanales; Convolvulaceae
Source: the annotation of a GenBank genome assembly
CUUUUUAAAACUUCAUUCAAAAACUGAAAAAAGCACUCCUUCCAAAUAUGCGGCGGGCAUGUUUUUGUCGCUUUUGCGGACCAGCAAUCCCGCAUACAUAUAUGUAGGAUCCGAAUCCGAUUUUUGAACUCCAGAGCCCGCCACGGGAACGCUCUUUCUCCCCCUUUGCCUCAGUUCAAUUGCUCCAUUUUUGGAUUAGAUUUCGCCGAAGCUCCGACUAAGAGACAGAAUUCAAGCUGACAGCGAGGAAUGUCGUUGUCAGUCAAUAGCGAUUCACAAUCCAAAAACCCUAUCACCUUGUACAGCCGCAAAGAGAAAUCUCUCGGCGUUCUCUGCUCCAAUUUCUUGAGGUUGUACGACCGAGAUGAUGUGGAUUGCAUUGGAUUGGAUCAUGCCGCUGAUCAAUUAGGUGUUGAAAGACGCCGAAUUUACGACAUUGUUAACAUACUAGAGAGUGUUGGGUUGUUGUCCAGAAGAGCUAAGAAUCAGUACACUUGGAAGGGUUUCACUGCAGUUCCUCAGACUCUGGAAGCACUUAAGGAGGAAGGAUUGAAAGAGAAGCUCAAUGUCCAAAAGAUUGGAAGUGUUUCAAUGGAAAAUGAAUACCAACCAACUGUGAGCUCAAGCAACACACAGGAUAGCAAACAUGAUUUUUUGUCCCGAAGAGCUAAGAAUCAGUACACUUGCAAGGGUUUCACUGCACUUCCUCAGACUCUGGUUGCACUUAAGGAGGAAGGUUUGAGAGAGAAGCUCAAUGGCCAAAAGAUUGCUAGUGUUUCAAGGGAAAAUGAAUACCAACUAACUGUGAGCUCAAGCAACACACAAGAUAGCACACGUGAAUUGGCUAAAGAAGACAACACGAAGGAAAAAUCGGUGGCUCUCCUGACACAGAACUUCGGUGAUGCACUUAAGAAGGAAGGUUUGAGAGAGAAUCUCAAUGGCCAAAAGACUGCAAGUGUUUCAAUGGAAAAUGAUUACCAAGUAACUGUGAGCUCAAGCAACACACAAGAUAGCACACAUGAAUUGGUUAAAGGAGACAACAGGAAGGAAAAAUCGCUGGCUCUCCUGACACAGAACUUUGUAAAACUUUUUCUUUGUUCUGAAAUGGAAUUCAUCUCACUAGACAACGCUGCAUCAGCUUUGCUGGGUAACAUGCAUGAUCCAACUGCCAUGCGAACAAAGGUUAGACGCUUGUAUGACAUUGCGAAUGUCUUUGCAUCUAUGAACCUCAUUGAGAAGAUUCGUCACCCAGAAAGUGGAAAACCAGCAUUCAGAUGGAUAGGGCAGUUAGGAAAUCCAGCCAGGAGUGGGUCCAGUAGUGCUGCCAAUAUGAAUGGUCUAAAGAGGACAUUUGGGACGGAUAUUACAAAUAUUGUGUCAAAGAGAAACAAGGUUGGUUCAUCAUCAGAUGUGAAGCCAUGUGAAUAUGGGACACAGUAUGUGAAACAUGGUUACACGAAGGAUGAAAACUGCAAAUUGUCACCUGAGCGGCAUAAGCAAGGCUCCAAAGAAUUUGAGUUUGGUCCUUUCAGUCCCACUAGUGUACCAAGAGAGGUUCUUAGAAGCAUAAGUGGUGGUGGGCAUAUUCACAACUGGGAGAACCUGGCUUCUACAUAUCGCCCUCGGUAUUGCAAUAAGGCUGCAAGUGAUUUAUUUGGUCACUAUGUUGAGGCGUGGAAUUCAUGGUAUAUUGCGGCUGAUGAGAGUAAGCAUGAUCAAAUCCAUCCCGCCCCACUUUGAUUGCUUCCUCUCAUUCCAACGGCAGCUUUGUAUGAUCAGCACAGAGUCUACAUGUAUUCUCUUCAUCCUCUUGCAGAUGAGAACAAGUAGUUUUUCGUUUUGUUUCUUGAUGUAGCUCACAUCUAGUACCCUACAUUCCCACAUUAUUGAAGUCAGUUUUGGUUCACUGACUGAACUAAGAAAGCUGGUUUUCUUUUGGUUUUACUUGCCACCUCGCCUUCAAUUAGACUUGUAAGAUAAUGUGCAUAAUAAACAGUGUACAGGUG